This is a messenger RNA of Daldinia decipiens, 2069 nucleotides long. RefSeq lists its product as uncharacterized. The transcript has 2 exons. NCBI's taxonomy places the organism in Eukaryota, Fungi, Ascomycota, Sordariomycetes, Xylariales, Hypoxylaceae. The coding region runs from base 154 to 1959 and encodes 601 amino acids. Gene Ontology annotation, molecular function: flavin adenine dinucleotide binding; oxidoreductase activity, acting on CH-OH group of donors. The record is from RefSeq and is a predicted model, not a curated record.
GAUAGGAGCUAUUUAUUAAUAGGUUCCUUUCAAGUGUUUCCAUACCAAUUUCCACCGUCAUUUACCCGAUCAAAUAUUCCUAGCACCAAUACACUUAUCAUAUUCGCUUUUGGUCUCUGAACUGCUUAUACGUAACAUACCAAUUCUUUCACCAUGUCGGCCCCUAAAAGCUUUGAUUUUGUGAUAGUGGGCGGGGGCACAGCUGGGUUGGUGCUUGCCUCACGCUUGACUGAGGACCCUAAUGUGCAGGUGCUCGUAAUAGAGGCCGGGAAGGACUUGACAACGGACACUAGAGUCAAGACUCCAUCCAUGUCCUCUGCCCUAAUCGAAACCGAUGCAGAUUGGAAUUUGAAAACUAUCCCUCAGAGUGGUCUAGGAGGUCGACGGACGAAAAUUCCUCUCGGGCGUAUGCUUGGUGGCUCUAGUGCAAUAAACACCCUGAUUUUUACUCCCAUCGCUAAAUCCAACAUUGAUGCGUGGGCCGAUCUUGGAAAUCCUGGUUGGGAUUACGCCAGUUUCUCGAAAUCGAUGUCCAAGGUAUACAAUUUGCCUAAUUCCCCGUGGAAAACCGACGGCCAUGGUCCGCUAAGCAUCAGCAUUCCUACUGAAGACAAUGGAUGGUCACAAGCAUGGAGAGACACAAUAGCCACUCUGGGUUAUCCCACUUCGAUGAACCCUUUCACUGGCGAGUACUACGGUGCUAUCAUGUCUCCUGAAGCGGUUCAAGCCUCUUCAAAGCAGAGAAGCUAUGUUGGUUCCGCAUAUCUUCAACCUGCACUGACCGGAACCAAUCUCACCAUAUGGACAGAGACUAUGGUGGAUAAAGUUCUUUUUGACACGAAGACUAUCAUUGAGAAUAGUGAUGUUCUAGCUACCGGCGUUCAAUUCACUAAAAAUGGUGAAAUAGGGAUAGUGUCCGCUUGUAAGGAAAUUAUUAUCAGUGCUGGAACGUACCAUUCUCCCAAGGUUCUUGAGCUUUCUGGUAUCGGCGAUGCGAAACUCCUCCAACGACUCGGAAUAGAGGUCGUUGUUGACAACCCCCAUGUAGGAGAGAAUCUCCAGACGCAUCCUUACUGCACCAUGACAUCCGAAGCUAUCGAGGAUAAAGAUUACCAGACCAUUGAUGAUCUCAUACGACAAGAACCAUCAGCAAUUGCUGCAGCUGCGAAGAAAUAUGAGGAGAACGAAGGAGGACCCUUCUCACGAAGCGGUCUUAACGCAACAGCCCAACUGCCCCUCCCGUCUAACUUCUUGACUGCUGACGGAACAAGCGAGCUUGAUCGCAUCUUCAAGGAAUGCUGUGGCAAGGCUGAGCUAGGGAAGACAACACCUGCCUUCGCGAAAGCGCACGAGUCAUACGUGCACUCUGUACUGAGCUCUAAGACAGAAGCCUCCGCCCUAUACUAUUCAUUCGCUGGAUAUGCCAUGCUUGAAGGCGAAGGUGGAUUCGCCCCGAUUCCUGCUGGAGUCAAGAAUUGGUUUACGGGGGCCACAUUACUAGCACAUCCUCUCUCUCGAGGUUCUACCCAUAUCACGUCAAACUCAUCUUCAUCCCCAGAUCUCGCCGUAGAUCCAAAGUUUCUCUCCCAUCCGUUCGAUGUAGAGCUACUUUCACGUCAUUUGCAGCAGCUACAUGCUAUAUUCAAGACUGAGCCCCUUGCAAGUUACUUGGUUGAAGGUGGAAAACAUUUGCCGUCUAAUGUUAACCUCUUCAACAUGGACGAGGUACGGGACUACGUCCAUAAAAAGGCUGUCUCUGCACAUCACCAUUCGGGCACCUGCUCAAUGAUGCCGCGGGAGAUUGGUGGAGUUGUAAAUGAACAUCUGAAGGUAUAUGGCUGUAAAAAUCUACGCGUUUGUGACUUUAGCAUUGCCCCUAUAAUUCCGCGAUGCAAUCCUCAAGCAACCGUUUAUGGGAUCGCGGAACACGGAGCUAGCAUUAUAAAAUCUACCUCUUAAAUCAGGGUAUGAGUAGGAUGAAUCUGAUAUGAUUUUGGAGUACGGCAUUGUUCCCGUUAGUUUUAGUUAGACUCAACAUGAUCGUCAAUAUAUUUCACACUUCGUCGACA